CCCCUCGGCUUCCUCGUACGCAUUCACCUUGCAACGUCCGUACGAAGCCGAGCCUUCGGGGUGACGAGGCCAAUUACGCUUCGCCCAGCAUCAAUUGCAUUUUAUCUCGCCUCUCGCAUCGCAAAGCUCGCAAAGCUUGCAGCGUACGGAUUCCUGCCAUGCCUUCACCAGGCGGUAGCGAGCCGGGGGCGACGCCCUAUGCCCCUUCUUGGCCGCGCAAGCCACACACCAAAACCCGAAGCGGAUGUACCGUCUGUAAGAGACGCAAGAUCAAAUGCGAUGAGCAAAAGCCGUCUUGUGCCAAUUGUAUCAAGCACGGGGUGCAUUGCAACUACGCGCCGUGGACGGCUCGCCGCUGGCAUGGAACUACGAGCCACCGCUCACCAGGGCACCAAGGCGCAACAUCGCCAAGCCAUGACUUGUCUCGCCAUCAGUCGCCGUCGGGCAAUGCUCUCCUGUUCAACGAGACGCAUCUCGAGCUCUUGCAUCACUUCACGACCGUAACGUACAACACGCUCACGGCUCAUCCCACACUCAAAGUCAUGUGGCGGAUCACUGUGCCCCAGCUCGGUCUCAAACACCCAUUUCUGAUGCGCAGCAUCUUCGCCAUCUCUGCAUUGCACCUGGCAGUCCUUCGACCGCAAAGACGGUCCUUCUACGUUGACGUGAGUCGCGAGGAGCACUCGGCCGCGCUGGCGAUGGCCGUUCCGCUGAUUAGCAACGCCAACGAGGACAAUGCGUCUGCUCUGUUCGCCUUCUCUAUGCUCGCUGUCAUCUACAUCCUCGCGGCACCACGGGAACCAGGAGAUCAUUGGCUUCUUGUACCCGAGGGCGGAUUGACGGAUUGGCUCGCCCUAAUACAGGGCACUAGGUCGGUAUCUACAUCCUACCAGGAGCAUUUAUCAAAGGGGCCCGUGAGUCCACUCUUUACAGUCUCGCAAGCCCUUGUGAGCAAUGCCGAGGAGAAAGGGCAGUCCCUCCCGGCGUGGAAGGGUUCCAGCGAGUACCGUCAGAUGGUGCUGCUUCGACAAUUGAUCCGGGAGCGCGUAGACAAUGCGCAGAGGCUAAAGCAGUAUGAGACGCUUCUGGACCUACUCGAGCAAAGCUUUGCCGCCAACAUGGUCUCACCAACGUCGUAUUGUCAAGAAACGUUGAGCGACGAUCAUGAGCAAGUGGCGACGUCGCACAUCUUCUCUUUCUUAUACCGAUCCCUGGAGAUCAUGCAAGGGCCACUGCAAGCCCGCGAGCCUGAGGCGUUGGUCAUCUUUGCCUACUAUUGCGUCCUUCUGCACAAGCUGGAGGGUUAUUGGUGGAUACAAACGUUACCGAGGGAUAUCAUGGAGGAGAUCUGGGGCGCCUUGAACUACGAAUAUCGAUACUGGAUUCAGUGGCCUGCGGAGCAACUGGGGUGGGCACCUCGAGAUCCAUAGCUUAUCUGAACAGAGCCUCCAAGCCUCCCAGGCACCGCCAUUCGGGAAACUUACAGCCCCAUUCAAAAUGCAUCGGAUGAUCGGCGUCGGCAUCUGACCUUGCAGCACUUGGCAAU
Emericellopsis atlantica is the source of this 1546-nucleotide messenger RNA. RefSeq lists its product as uncharacterized. Gene Ontology annotation, molecular function: zinc ion binding; DNA-binding transcription activator activity, RNA polymerase II-specific. The coding region runs from base 159 to 1430 and encodes 423 amino acids. Gene Ontology annotation, biological process: regulation of transcription by RNA polymerase II. The transcript is spliced from 2 exons. The record is from RefSeq and is a predicted model, not a curated record. NCBI's taxonomy places the organism in Eukaryota, Fungi, Ascomycota, Sordariomycetes, Hypocreales, Bionectriaceae.